AUGGGCAAAAAUAAAGAAAAAGACGACUCUGAAGAGAAAAAACCAAUUAUUAUUCGCAAUUCAACGGAUUUGCAACGCCUUAAACUCGAAAAAUUAAUGAAAAACCCUGAUAAACCAGUUAUGAUUCCGGAAAAACCGAAGGAAAGAGGAAGUCCAAAUGUGCCUGAUUUUGUUAGAAAUGUUAUGGGUUCAAGUGCUGGGGCUGGCUCAGGAGAAUUUCACGUUUACAGGCAUCUACGACGAAAAGAGUAUGCUAGACAGAAAUAUAUGCAAGCUAAAGGGGAAAGAGAAAAGUUAGAUGAUGAAUAUAAAAAUAAAUUGGAAGAAAAUAAGAAAUUAGCUCAGGAAAAAACAGCCAAAAAAAGAGCAAAAAGACAGAAGAAAAAACAAAUGCUAAAGAAAAAGGGGAAAAUGGCUAAAACAGACAAAAAAGAUUCAAGUGAAUCGUCCAGUGAAUCUUCAGAUGGUGAAAAUAGUGAAAAAGAGGAGGUAAGUGAAAGUAAGGAAGAAAAAGAUGAAAAACCUCUGGAAAAUAUCGAAAAACAACCAGAAUGUGAAGAAAAACCCACAGAAGAGCCUUUAAAUACAGAAAACAGUCAAAAUAUAAGUACUUCAGAAGAAAAAAUCACAAAUUAA
Molecule: messenger RNA, 636 nt
Organism: Brassicogethes aeneus
Lineage: Eukaryota; Metazoa; Arthropoda; Insecta; Coleoptera; Nitidulidae
Source: the annotation of a GenBank genome assembly